AUGAGGAGCCGGCAAAAUCACUACGCGCCCGGCUCAUUCCACGGCGUGAGGGCAUUUCUCUGGGUCUCAACGUUGAUCGUGACAGCCAUCAUGAUCGAUUUUGCCGUCAAUCUACAUUCGGGCGGAUUUAAACUGCCCUAUGCAUUUUUGCUGAUCCUAAUCACCUGCCUCCUCACCCUUCUCGGCCUCAUGUUUACCACCCUCUUCUACUGCCGCAACGGCCUGCGACCCAUGCUCUCGCUCACUACGAACAUCAUCCUCUUCAUUCUAUGGGCGCUCUCCGUCGGUUUCCUAGGGUACAGCAUGCGAGGCACCCUGAACACAACCUGCAACACCAGCUUAUGGGGCACAUCGACCGGCGUGAUGGUCUGCAGAGUGUACAAAGUGCUCUUCUCAUUCAUGGUGGUGGCGCUGGCAUUCACAUUCUUCCACAUCAUCCUCGACAUCGUUGCGCGUCGAGAUCGGGCGAACAUGGGUCCUCUGCCAUACGACUCGAUGCAUUACCGCGAGGAUUAUAAAUUGCAUGCUCGCGGCGAGAGCGGCAGUCCACUUGCGCUUGGCGCUGGUGCUGAAGAUGAAUUCCAUCGUUCUGCUGGCGCUGAUACUCGCUCUGAUGCAUAUAAUGCUUUGGGCACGACACGGCAGGAGAAUACCGUGGCGUUUCCGGACCAUCACCUCCCUCAGCAGCAGCAGUAUGAAGAUGCUGAAUACUAUGAUGGAAUCCCCGAUAUUCCUCCCGUGUCUGGGGUGAGGUGGGCACCCUCAGCCACCGGUAGACCAUCUCCGUACUCGCCGUUGCAGACACGCUUCGAUGAGCAGCAAGCCGGGUAUGAGUCUUAUCGACCGCAUCAAACGCCUUACGAUGAAGGGGGGUAUGGCUAUCGUCAAUGA
Talaromyces atroroseus is the source of this 891-nucleotide messenger RNA. RefSeq lists its product as hypothetical. The record is from RefSeq and is a predicted model, not a curated record. The coding region runs from base 1 to 891 and encodes 296 amino acids. The transcript has 2 exons. Lineage: Eukaryota; Fungi; Ascomycota; Eurotiomycetes; Eurotiales; Trichocomaceae.